AAGAACUCCACCUCUUGUAGCUCACUCAGUAACAGAUUAAAUGUAAAAGAUGCUGAUGAUGAAGAUAUUGUUUAUUAAGCUGCUGUUGGUGCAUUACGCAAUGCAGACUCAGACAAACAUUCAAAAAAACUGCCAUGAUGAUGUUUCACUGGAGUGUAAAGAUGAUGACAAUAGAGGCAGAGAGUUCAUCUCAGUGGCAUGGUACAAGGUCAACGACCAGUUGAAAAAAAAAGGCAUCAUCAGGAAAAAUAAAGGUGACGAGUCCCCGCAACCCUACAAGUUCAAUCGUACAGUCAUGUUUGGAGAGAAUCACAGUCUGUUUCUAUCGAAUGUGACAACUGAAGAUUCAGGAAUCUACGUCUGCUCCAUCAGUGCAGUUGUAGGGGGUCAAAAUGUGAAUCCCACAGUCAACCUGACAGUGCAUGCAUGUAUGACCCAGGCUCCCCCGACAGCAGUGACAAUGUUGGCGUUGAACACGACUCAAGACUCUGAACAACUUUCCCCCAAACACGUUGAGGACCUGCCAGUUAUGUGGAGCAUUGUUGGCUAUGUUGCAGUGGGCCUCGCCAAAAUCUUUUUAUCACUUAUCACCAUUUGGGUUAUUCGGUCCAUUCGUCUCAGAUCUUCAAGACAAAACCGGCAUAAGUGGUGAAGUUUUCUGUCUAAGGGAUUGUGUAAAUACAAAAACAACUUCUCAACAUCACUAUUUACAAGUUAAUUUUUUUUUUUUUAAACAUUAUUUAUUAUCUUUAACUUGUUUAUGGAGAGACUGUUUGUGGUAAAACUGUCAGUGUGUAAAAAUAUGUCAAUGUGGAAAACCAGAACCUCUUUACAGGCACAAAAGAGGUCAACUUAACCAAAAAAGGGUUUGUCAUAGCUGAACAGGAAAAAAGACAGGAUGUAUUACUUCUAGAGGAACAAAAAUACCCAUACACACCAUGAACACACUACUCUGUGUAAAUCUAUUACAGUAAUUCACAGCUGGAUUCAAAUACAUUGUAUAUGAUAUAUAGCUAGUUUACCUUUUAAACAUUGGACUCUUGUUUAAACAAACCACUGAUAUGUUAAUGGAAG
Molecule: messenger RNA, 1074 nt
Organism: Scomber scombrus (Atlantic mackerel)
Lineage: Eukaryota; Metazoa; Chordata; Actinopteri; Scombriformes; Scombridae
Exons: 5
Coding region: 50-652 (200 amino acids)
Source: RefSeq, a predicted model, not a curated record